CCUCGACACUGUAUCCAAUCCCCCAACGACCACCGACGACUUGUACGUUAUGAAGGACGCACAAGGCCGAUCGCUCUCCCCGGAUGAGUCGGACACCUCGGACGAGCGGAAAGGGUUGCUUGCGGAGGAAGGCGAAGACGACUUGGACUCGGUCCUUCAUCAGACCCCGAACCGCCGCAGAAGACGAUGCUGCUCAGUCGUACUCAUCGCGCUCAUUCUCGGCGCUGUCUUUGGGCUCCCCAUGCUCUAUGUCGGACUCAAGACAUCCAGGCCCGUCGCCGACUUCGACAACCAGAAGUUGCGGAGUAAUGGGACGCACCAAUUCAAGAAGACUGCUCUCAUUGUAUCUAUUGACGGUCUUCGAGCGGACUAUCUCGACAGAGGAUUAACCCCGCAUCUGUUGGCUAUUAGCAAGAAGGGCCUCCGUGCGAAGUCAAUGAGACCUGUGUUCCCAACUCUGACGUUCCCUAAUCAUUGGGCCUUAAUGACCGGCCUCUAUGCAGAGUCCCAUGGAAUUGUUGCUAAUAACUUCUGGGACCCGCAAAGCCGUUCAGAGUUCCAUUAUAACCGCGUAGAGUCUUGCUGGAACUCUUCGUGGUGGUUCGGCGAGCCAAUGUGGGAGACUGCAGAAAAUGCCGGCCUUCUCACUGCGAACCUUAUGUGGCCCGGUCCCCCUGUGACCAGCAGAGGAGUGGAGUCAACGUACUUCGUACCGUGGAAGGAUAAAGUACCGCUGAAGGAGAAGCAUGACCAGAUUAUGGAGUGGAUUGAUCUUCCGUUGGAGAAACGUCCUCAGCUGAUUAUGGCCUACGAGCCUUCUCUCGAUCAAGCUGGCCACUUGGCGGGUCCCAAAUCCGAUCUUGUAGACCGAGUUCUCAAACAGGUCGACGUAUUCGCGAAAGAUAUUCACGAUUCCCUAGAAGCACGGAAUCUGACAGAUAUCAUCGAUGUCGUCUUUGUCAGUGAUCACGGCAUGACGGACACGAGUCACCCAGAGUUUAUCUACAUCGACGACGUCCUAGGCGACGGAUUCGAUGAGCUUGAGCACGUCGAUGGCUGGCCCGCAAUGGGCCUUCGGUUCUCGCCGAAGGCAGAUUCUGCCCACUACCUCAACAUCCUGUCGGAAGCUGCUGCUGCUAGUGGCGGCAAGUUCGACGUCUUCACGCACGAGACGAUGCCCACGCGUUUCCACUUCUCCGGUAACUCACGCAUUGCCCCUAUUUACAUCGUCCCAAGGAUCGGUUACGUUGUCACUGACCACGUUGAGAACGGCACGGGGUUGAACAAGGGGAGUCACGGCUACGACAACGCGCAAGCAUCGAUGCACGCCAUGUUCGUGGCGCACGGCCCCUUCUCGUCCGUCGUGAAGGCGAUCCAGCAGAGCGAUGAGAGCCGGCUCUUCAAGCGGCUGCUCUCGCGCCCCAACAAGGGCUGGCAUUCGACGUCGAACGACACGUACGUGAUGGACACGUUCCAGAACGUCGAGGUCUACAACCUCAUGGUGAAGCUCCUCGGCAUCGAGGACUAUGCGGCGUCGACGAAUGGAACGGCGGGCUUCUGGGACAAGUUCUUCUAAGCGGCUCAGAGUUCGACAUGUUAUGAUACUCUUACGGGAUCUGCUUCUACGUUAAUCUUGGAUUGUGUAAUAUAGACUGUGCUUUGUUACAUCAGGGGUCGUAUAUGUUAAUUCGAAUUCUUAGUCCAAGC
This is a messenger RNA of Phanerochaete carnosa HHB-10118-sp, 1707 nucleotides long. RefSeq lists its product as uncharacterized. Lineage: Eukaryota; Fungi; Basidiomycota; Agaricomycetes; Polyporales; Phanerochaetaceae. The record is from RefSeq and is a predicted model, not a curated record. Gene Ontology annotation, molecular function: ribonucleoside triphosphate phosphatase activity; nucleoside triphosphate diphosphatase activity. Bases 50 to 1576 code for a protein of 508 amino acids. The transcript has 13 exons. Gene Ontology annotation, biological process: nucleoside triphosphate metabolic process.